Oncorhynchus masou masou (cherry salmon) is the source of this 9116-nucleotide messenger RNA. Its product is annotated as dihydropyridine-sensitive L-type skeletal muscle calcium channel subunit alpha-1-like. Gene Ontology annotation, biological process: calcium ion import across plasma membrane. Bases 330 to 6002 code for a protein of 1890 amino acids. Gene Ontology annotation, cellular component: voltage-gated calcium channel complex; membrane. Gene Ontology annotation, molecular function: high voltage-gated calcium channel activity; calcium ion binding. The transcript is spliced from 45 exons. The record is from RefSeq and is a predicted model, not a curated record. NCBI's taxonomy places the organism in Eukaryota, Metazoa, Chordata, Actinopteri, Salmoniformes, Salmonidae.
GUGCAGUUUACUCCUCUAACAGGAGCCUGGGCCAAGUGGAUCGCUGUCCUCUCCCUGUUCCUGUGGCUCUGAGGGAGAGAGAGACAAGAGUCAGGAGGACAGAAAGAAGGAGAGAGAGGGAAGGGAGUGGAGGCAGAAGAGAAGAGAGCACAGAACCGACGACCUAAUGAUUGUGGGAGCUCUGGAACUUAAGUGGGGCCACAGUGGAGUCACAACACAAAGUUGUGUAGCAGAUACAACUGUUUCUGGAAUAUUUGGUGGUGAUUAGAGGAGAGGACGUAUCUUCCCAGGAUUUAGAAGCUUUGUCCCGGGCGGGACAGUAGGGCAGUAUGGCGUCCAGCGGUGAGCCGGCGAUGGCUGCGUUGACGUCGUUCAUCAUGAACGAAGAGGAGCUGAAGAGGAAGCAGAGGGAUAAGUUGAAGAAGAUGCAGGCGACGGGGGGUAACCCUCGCCCCGCCCGAUCCCUCUUCUUCUUCACUCUCAAAAACCCCUUCAGAAAAGCCUGCAUUAACAUCGUAGAGUGGAAACCCUUUGAGAUCAUCAUCCUGCUGACCAUCUUUGCCAACUGUGUGGCCUUGGCUGUGUUCCUACCCAUGCCUGAAGACGACAACAACGCUACCAAUACCAGCCUGGAGAGUCUGGAGUAUAUCUUCCUGGUGAUCUUUACGUUGGAGUGCUUUCUGAAGAUAAUAGCGUACGGCUUUGUAUUCCACGAGGGAGCCUAUCUGCGGAACGCUUGGAACUUACUGGACUUCGUCAUUGUCUUCAUGGGCCUCUUCACCAUCGCCCUGGACACCAUCAACUAUCUAGCAGGAAUUCACAUGGAGAAGGGAGGAGGGUUAGAUAUGAAGGCCCUCAGAGCAUUCAGGGUGCUCAGGCCCCUACGUCUCGUAACUGGAGUCCCCAGCCUUCAGGUGGUGAUGAACUCUAUCCUGAAGGCAAUGCUGCCCCUGUUGCACAUUGGCCUGCUGGUGUUCUUCAUGGUCACCAUCUACGCCAUCGUAGGUCUGGAGCUCUUUAAGUGUAAGAUGCACAAGACCUGCUACUGGACUGGCACAGACAUCAUGGCUACAUUAGAGAACGAGAGGCCCGCCCCCUGUGCCCAGGCCGGUAACGGGCGCCGCUGCCUCCUCAACGGGACAGAGUGUCGUUCAGGCUGGGCGGGGCCAAACUUCGGCAUCACCCACUUUGACAACUUUGGUUUCGCCAUGCUCACCGUCUUCCAGUCUAUCACUAUGGAGGGCUGGACCGAUGUGCUCUACUGGGUGAACGAUGCCAUAGGGAACGAGUGGCCCUGGCUCUACUUCGUGACUCUGAUCCUAAUUGGAUCCUUCUUCGUGCUCAAUCUGGUCCUGGGUGUUCUCAGCGGAGAGUUCACUAAGGAGAGAGAGAAGGCUAAGUCCCGAGGGGAGUUCCAGAAGUUGAGGGAGACCCAGCAGCUGGAUGAGGACCUGAAGGGUUACAUGGAAUGGAUCACUCAGGCUGAGGUCCUAGAAAACGACCAGGAGGGGAAAGGACUCCUGCCUUUGACGGAGGCAGACACAGACAGUCUGAUAGGGAAGGAGAGUGAGAGCCGGGUGGUGUACUAUUAUCGUCAGGCUCGUCGCUGGAACCGGUUCUUCAGGAUGAAGUGUCUCGUCUAUGUAAAAUCAAAGACAUUUUAUUGGUCUGUGAUUCUGGUGGUCUUCCUGAAUACUAUUGCCAUCGCUAGUGAACAUCACCACCAGCCAGACAUGCUUACUACUAUACAAGAUAAUGCCAACAAGGUGCUGCUGACCCUGUUUGCGCUGGAGAUGUUUGUGAAGAUGUACGCUCUGGGCCUGCCUCAAUACUUUUUGUCCCUGUUCAACCGCUUCGACUGCUUCGUGGUGAGCAUGGGUAUCCUCGAGAUCAUCCUGGUCACUGCUGACGUCAUGUCCCCUCUCGGCAUCUCUGUCCUCCGCUGCAUCCGCCUGCUGAGACUGCUAAAGGUCACCAAGUAUUGGACCUCCCUCAGUAACCUGAUUGCCUCCCUGUUAAACUCAGUCCGUUCCAUCGCCUCGCUGCUCCUCCUCCUCUUCCUCUUCAUCGUCAUUUUCUCCCUGCUGGGCAUGCAGGUGUUCGGGGGGAAGUUCAACUUCCCAGACCAGGAGAUCAGACGCAGUAACUUUGACAACUUCCCCCAGGCGCUCAUCAGUGUCUUCCAGGUUCUGACAGGGGAGGACUGGAACUCCAUCAUGUAUAAUGGUAUCAUGGCUUACGGUGGACCAGUCUUCCCUGGCAUCCUAGUCAGCAUCUACUUCAUCAUCCUCUUCACCUGUGGAAACUACAUCCUCCUCAACGUGUUCCUGGCCAUCGCUGUCGACAACCUGGCAGAAGCAGAGAGCCUGACGGCCGCCCAGAAAGACAAAGCAGAGGAGAGAAAGAGGCGGAGACUGCUCAGGGCCAACAUGCCAGACAAGGCUGAUGAGGAGAGGGUUCUGCUGGCUAAGAAACUGGCUGAACAGAGGGCUAAGAUAGAGGGGAUUCCCACCACUGCUAAGCUGAAAGUUGAUGAGUUUGAAUCCAACGUGAAGGAAGUGAAGGAUCCCUUCCCUUCAGCAGACUUCCCAGGUGAUGACGAGGAGGAGGAGCCUGCUAUCCCUGAGAGCCCACGGCCUCGACCAAUGGCUGAUCUCCAGCUGAAAGAGGAAGAGGUUCCUAUGCCGGAGACCUACUCCUUUUUUAUCUUCGGACCGGAGAACAAGUUUCGUAAGCUGUGUCAUAGGAUUGUCAAUGCCACCCCCUUCACCAACUUCAUCCUGCUCUUCAUCCUCCUCAGUAGCAUAUCACUGGCCGCUGAGGAUCCCAUAGACCCCAAGUCAUUCAGGAAUAAGGUCUUGGCUUAUGCUGAUAUUGUCUUCACCACUGUGUUCACCAUUGAGAUUGUGCUGAAGAUGACGGUGUAUGGAGCCUUCCUGCAUCCAGGCUCUUUCUGCCGUAACUCCUUCAACAUGCUGGACCUGCUGGUGGUGGGCGUGUCUCUGUUGUCCAUGGGAAUGGAGUCCAGUGCCAUCUCAGUGGUGAAGAUUCUCAGGGUGUUGAGGGUGCUGAGACCUCUAAGGGCUAUCAACAGAGCCAAGGGCCUGAAGCACGUGGUCCAGUGUGUGUUUGUAGCUAUCAAAACCAUCGGCAACAUCGUCCUGGUCACCAUGCUGCUCGACUUCAUAUUCUCCUGCAUAGGGGUCCAGCUCUUCAAGGGUAAAUUCUACACUUGCUCAGACCCUUCCAAAAUGACAGAGGUCACGUGCCGGGGUGUGUUCCUGGAGCACCAGGAGAACAGUCUUCAGGAGAUGGUGGUGGCCCACAGGGAGUGGAUCAACAGUGACUUUAACUUUGACAACGUCCUCAACGGCAUGCUGGCUCUGUUUACCGUGUCCACGUUUGAAGGGUGGCCACAGCUGUUGUAUAAAGCCAUAGACUCAGACAGGGAGGAUAUGGGCCCAGUCUACAACAACCGUGUGGAUAUCUCCAUCUUUUUCAUCGUCUACCUCAUCCUCAUUGCCUUCUUCAUGAUGAACAUCUUUGUCGGCUUCGUCAUCGUCACCUUCCAGGAGCAGGGAGAGUCUGAGUAUAAGAACUGUGAGCUCGACAAGAACCAGCGUCAGUGUGUGCAGUAUGCUCUGAAGGCCAAGCCUCUGCGGUGUUAUAUCCCUAAGAACCACUAUCAGUACAACAUGUGGUACAUAGUCACCUCCUGCUACUUUGAGUACGCCAUGUUCUUCCUCAUCAUGCUCAACACGCUGUGUCUCGGCAUGCAGCACUGUAACCAGUCAGCCCAUGUGACCAAGCUGUCUGACACUCUGAACAUGAUCUUCACUGUCCUCUUCACGGUGGAGAUGAUACUAAAACUCAUUGCCUUCAAAGCUAAGGGCUACUUUGGAGACCCGUGGAACGUGUUUGACUUCCUCAUCGUCAUCGGCAGUGUUGUCGAUGUCAUCCUGAGUGAGGUCGACGCUGCCUUGGCCUCUAGUGGAGGACUGUACUGUCUCCAUGGCUGUGCUCAGACAAACGCUAUGCAGGCUAUUGCGGAUUCUGAGAAUGCCAGAGUGUCCAUCACAUUCUUCCGUCUGUUCCGUGUGAUGCGUUUGGUUAAACUACUAAACAGGUCAGAGGGCAUCCGUAACCUGCUGUGGACCUUCAUCAAGUCCUUCCAGGCUCUACCCUACGUGGCUCUUCUGAUCGUCAUGCUCUUCUUCAUCUACGCAGUCAUCGGGAUGCAGGUGUUUGGAAAGAUAGCCUUAGUAGAUGGCACACAGAUCAACCGCAACAACAACUUCCAGACAUUCCCCCAAGCUGUCCUGCUCCUAUUCCGUUGUGCGACAGGGGAGGCGUGGCAGGAAGUGAUGGGGGCCAGUAUGUACGGCAAGAAGUGUGACCCCAAGUCUGACUUCCUACCUGGGGAGGAGUACACCUGUGGAGCCAGCUUCGCUGUCUUCUACUUUAUGUCCUUCUAUAUGCUGUGUGCCUUCCUGAUCAUCAACUUAUUCGUAGCUGUGAUCAUGGACAACUUUGACUACCUGACACGUGAUUGGUCCAUCCUGGGUCCUCACCAUCUGGAUGAGUUCAAGAAGAUCUGGGCCGAGUAUGACCCGGAUGCCACGGGGCGUAUAAAACAUCUGGACGUGGUAACACUACUGCGAAGGAUCCAGCCUCCGCUAGGCUUUGGGAAAUUCUGUCCGCAUCGCUCAGCCUGCAAGCGUUUAAUAUCCAUGAACAUGCCCCUGAACAGCGAUGGCACAGUCACCUUCAAUGCCACCCUUUUUGCCCUGGUCAGGACUGCCCUCAAGAUAAAGACUGAAGGUGUCGAAGGUAACUUUGAGCAGGCUAAUGAAGAGUUGAGAGCCAUUAUAAAGAAGAUCUGGAAACGCACCAGUAUGAAACUGCUGGACCAGGUCAUCCCACCAAUCGGAGAUGACGAGGUGACGGUGGGAAAGUUCUACGCCACCUUCCUGAUCCAGGAUCAUUUCCGUAAGUUUAUGAAGCGUCAAGAAGAGUACUAUGGCUACCGGCCCACCAAGAAGAGUGCUAAUGGGAGUGCUCCAGAGAUGCAGGCUGGUCUGAGGAGUAUAGAGGAGGAGGUAGCUCCAGAGCUCCACAGGGCCAUCUCAGGAGACCUGCUGAAUGAGGAGGAGAUGGAGAGAGCCAUGGAGGAGUCUCUGGAGGAAGGCAUCUACAGGCGGCAGGGCGGUCUGUUCGGGGACUAUUCAGACCCGUUCUCCACAGAGACCAACAGUGUCUCGCCCUCCCACAUGGCUAGCCAGCGUCCCCUACAGCUAUCAGAGAACAGCCCCGAGGAGGCUGUGUUGCCCCUCAGUCGCUCAGACUCCGUCUUCCUCCCCAAUACAGAGUUCUUUCCCCUGACCCCCACCAAACACAACAGCAACAACAACGCGUUUUCUUAUGAGAGAGAGGAGAGUCCGAAAGUGAGCAGGCAUCAUUCCAGAGUGGACACAGAGCGCAGCUCUCCAGAUAGCAGACACUUCUCUGAGAUCAGUCAGAAACCAAUCAGAACAGACAUCACUCAGUUCCCCUAUGACCUCAAAUACGGUGAGAGCCAGUCUCUCCCCAGCUGUUCCCAAGCUAAAGGGGAGGCUACAGAGGAAGCUGAAGGGGCCACAGGAGGCUCUGUGUCUGCACCUGCCGCUGACCAGCUGAUCAAAGAGGUCUUAGUGGUUGGCGGUCUUGGCGACCUGGCCAAUGACAAUUCGUUUGUGGCGGUGACUCGUAAUGAAAUGGCCGAGGCAAUGCGCAUGCCCAUGUCCCACUUUGAAGACGUGGCCCUGGGCCUCCUCAACGGGCGCAGUGGCCGCGCAACCUCCGCCACAAGGAAGAAGAGCCCAAUCCCCGUGCCCCCUUCCGCCCCCGACCGGCCCUCUAGGUCUGCAGAGCUGAAACCGAAACCCCAGGAGCAGAGAAAGAAGCGCCUCGUCAAAACCUUUAAACAACCCCUGAAGGGGGAAGAGGCAGACACCAAAGUGUAGAGAGUCUGUCAUCGGAGUGCCCAUGACGACAGUGGCGUUAUCUUGUGACAUGAUAUUGACACUUGACUUGACAAGGCUGUGUUGUAGUUGGUGACAUCACACACUCGCAGCAUUAACAAAUCCUGAUUAGUUGCCGUGGCGAUGAGCUCAAUCCACUAACCAUAGUUUCCAAUGGAGACUGGAGGAAAUAGGCCCUCAAACCAGGGUUGAUGGCCGAGUUACUAGGCUCUAGCUGGUUGGCUGUUCAGGUUUUAACAUGCUAUUCCACUGUGGUUGAUUCUUCUCAAUUCUGAUUGAAUUCUUGAAUCAGAUUCAUGAUUCUUAUGGAAAACUAACCAACAAAGGAAAAGGAAUAUUCUGCUACGGUAAUACAUUUUAAACUUCUCAGUUCCGCCAUAUUUAUUUCAACAAAUUAAAAAGGAACUUAUCACAGAGUGCACAGGUUCAUGAACCUCUUUCUUUGUUAUGUUUGUUGACGUAAUAAUCUAUUCCAUAGAGUGGUUAGACAGAACAACUAUGUCCAGUCUGCUGUGUUUCUUACUAAAACCCUAACUAAUGCCCUGUACACACUGCAUGAUAGCAUUUAUUUGUCAUUAAUCUUGUUCUGGAGGCAGCGCUGCAGUGGUCACGAGCGAGCAUUAAAAAAAAUCUAAUUUUGAAUGUAACCCUAACCUUAAAUUAAGACCAAAAAGCCCAUUUUGACUUUGCAGCUGGCCUAUCGCUCCAUUCUGCCUCCAGGACAAGACGCAUGACAAUAAACUUCAACAUGCGCGCACACGCAACUUGUAUUGUGUGCAUGGUGACAGAUGGUGCUUUCAAGACAAAUGGGAACUCUGAAAAAAACAAGGUCAAAGCUCUUUUUUUCCCCCCAGUUGCCUUGAAGGCACUGAAGACUGAGAUUUCUGAGUUACCAGUUGUUUUGAAUGCAGCAAAAGUCUGUGAGUGGAGACAGGGGUGUCCCAGCAAGGGCUGAAGGGGAAAAAAGGAGGUGAGAAAGAAAGGAUACCAUUUUGGAUCACCUGUGAGUGCGUUUCAGUGAGUUUCUAUUUAUCUGGGAAAACUGCAACUGUUGCGUUUGAACGGUUUAGUUCAAUCUUUUGAAAAGAGUCUCUCCUGUUAAAACAUCCAGGAUGCCAAGGAAAUGCUUAGUACACACUCAGGUUGUACAUCUGAUGCACAACACAUUUGACACAAUGGUUGUGAUACAUCAAACAGUUUUGAUGAAGCCUCACCAUAGAGAUAGAGGACUCUGCAUGGAUAUCACCCAUUUUUAGCAUGGACAGUGCCAUUGAGGGCUUCCACCAUUUUAAUGUGGUUUACUGGGUGGGGACUCCCACGAGUUGGGAACAUGAGCUACUUUAAAAUGGAGAUAGCCUCAAUUGCACUGCUGUCACAGACACUAUAAUGGAGCAGUAUAGAAAGAUGAGUCUCUCUCUAUGAGCCUCACUGUUUGUGUUCUUAAAGGCAACGUCCUUCAUUAAUGUCGUUAAAGGGAGGACUUGCCAUCUUUUUACUUUAUUUACACUUGUCUUCAUUUAAUCGAGACUUGUAAAACACUUUCCUUGAUGCUCAACCUCCUCCCACUGUGGGUUUGGGCACUUUUUUAAGAGGAAGUUUCUUUUCUUUUUUUAAAAAUGUGUUGGACAUUUGUACUUUUAAUUUAUUCGUUAUUAUUGUAUUAUCAAUGUUUGAAUACUCACUGAAAUAGGUGUAUAGGGGAAAGUGGGGUAAGUGGAGCAAAUGUUUCAUUCAGCAUCACUCUGUAAAGGGAAAUAUAUUAUUUCUAACAAAAGGUAUCAACAUAUAUUUCAGGAUGUUGCACAUCCCUUGAAAUAAUCAGAAUUCAUGUAAAAACAAGUUUUGGAAAACAUCACUAUGUUUUUGGACAACAUGUCUCUUGGCACAACUUACCCCGGGUUAAGCCACCAACACAUUUCUGUACUGAAUGAAAUAUUACCAUUACCUUUUUAAAACCAUGUCUAUCUUUAUUUCCAAACACAAUGACAAUCACUGUUUGUCUUUUAAUCAUAUUUUACCCCAAGCUUAACGCCUAACAAACACUUAGUACUUUAACAAAUCCCAGUGAUAAUGCUUUGCAUUAUGCUUGGGAAGAAAACACAUUCACUUACCCCAAGACAAACAUUUUGGUUUUAGAUUCAAGCAUCAUGAAACCUCAAAUUAAUUUGACUUGCUGAAAAUCAUUUUUUUUUUUUGUCCUAACUUGCUUACCACUUUUUACAUGUGGUUUCUUCCUUCAGACUCCAUAAAAUGACAUUUUCCUAAAUAGUUGGUCAAAUUAUACAUUUUGUUUGGGGUUUCCUAGAGACGAGUGAGGCUCAACUUACCCCACUCUCCCCUACUGGUAUUUAGCACUUAUCUAACAGAUCACAUUGUAGUUCAUGAAGAUAUUGUAUUUAAUACAAACCAGAGAUUUUGUUAAAUGAGAUUCAUAUGUAUUAAUGACCAGAGGUUAAAAUUAAAUUGAAAGUAAGAAGAAAAUGUAAUAAAAAGUGAUUCAGGAUUUUAAGUGGUGCUGAAGUUAGUCUAGUCUAGAUUUGAUUUGAUCAAGAGUUGUUAGUCAUAUCAGCAUACCUGGCGUAUGGUGGAUUUAGCAUGAAGGCCCACAUAGGGGAUUAACUGGUUUUGUACAAAACAACUUUGCACAUUUUUUGUCUGGGGAAGGAUCUCAAAAGUAUUUUGCUCGAUUCCUUGUGCGAGCUCUUUCCUCACCUUCUCCUGAAAAUAUAAGUUGCAAGCAAGAAGAGCAUUGGAGAAGAUCUGUGUUUUGAGGAUGCAAAGAAAGACCGAAUCAAGGAAAAGACCUUUGAGAUUCACCCCAGGUCUGUUUUUAUUUUAUUUAGUUACCUUAACAGGUCCUAAAGGAGUUAUUUCUCACUUCAUCAUCCUCGUUGGCCAUUUCUGCCUUAGAAACCGGUUGGUCUUUAAAAAGAUAACGCUGCAUAAAAUCAGACAUUAAGUAGUGGGUGGGACAGCUUCUAACCCUGCUGUAUCAAAUAAACCCAUCUUCUAAUGUGCCUUUCAACAAAAUGUUUUUUUAUGUUCUUCAUGUCAGUCAGAUGGAGCUUACACUGGCAAAACAAAUAAAACAUCCAA